Conger conger (European conger) is the source of this 2588-nucleotide messenger RNA. RefSeq names its product kit ligand a (gene kitlga). The transcript is spliced from 10 exons. Bases 202 to 1035 code for a protein of 277 amino acids. NCBI's taxonomy places the organism in Eukaryota, Metazoa, Chordata, Actinopteri, Anguilliformes, Congridae. Gene Ontology annotation, molecular function: cytokine activity; stem cell factor receptor binding. Gene Ontology annotation, cellular component: plasma membrane. Gene Ontology annotation, biological process: cell adhesion; positive regulation of cell population proliferation. The record is from RefSeq and is a predicted model, not a curated record.
CAGCGCUAUCCUGCUCUAACACAUACCGCAUUUGCCAUUGCCUGUGUCAGGAUAACCAUCCUCACUACAGUUUCCCUGCUUGGAUUCUAUUGCCGAGAACAUUGGAUAUGUGCGCGCGGAAUUAUGAGAACCCAUUUCCUCCAGUCAGAAGUAAGAUAAAAUAGGGUUUUGCACGCAUUGGAUUAACUCAUCUCUUUCCUUAUGAAGAAGGCAAACAUUUGGAUAAUCACUUGUGUCUAUCUAUUAUUUUCUGCCAUUUUUGCUGCAUGUUCAAGUGGAAUUGGAAAUCCUAUAACAGAUGAUGUCGCUUUUGUGGUGACACAUUUGAAGCAUAAUAUACCAAAAGAUUACAAGAUUCCUAUACAUUAUAUUCCCAAAGAGGAGGGUGGUCAUUGUUGGGUUGAGCUAAAUGUAUAUCACCUGGAGGAAAGCUUAAAAGCACUGGCACAAAUGUUUGGAAACAUUUCUACCAACAGAGAAAAUAUUACUAUCAUUGUUCAAAUGCUGCAGGGUGUGCGGUUUCGCAUUGGCAAUAGUGACCUGGAGGUGCUAAUGGCAGAGUUUGAAUGCCAUUAUAGAGAAGAAAAAUGGCAUACUGGACAUUAUUUUCAAUAUUUGGAGGACUUUUUAAUUGCUGCACGUUAUAGAACAGGAAAAGAAGACUGUGAACCUCGUCCUUGCCCAACAGCAACAGCAACGACGACAACAACCAGUCCAUCAAUAACAAUAACAACAGGCUUAGCUCCCCUCUCAAGCACUGCUGUGACAGAAGACUGCACAGGGACAAGUUGCAGUACAUUACCUGGCCCGGAGCCCAUGUUGCAGAUAGUACAGACAAGCCUUGCAUCAUUGCUGCUGAUUCCACUGGCUGCCAUUUUGUUUCUGCUAGUGUGGAAGGUUAGAGCAAGGAGAAAAGGCAACAACCCUGAACACCGCCCAAAAAUGAUAUUCAUCAAAGAGGAAGGAAACAUGCCUUCUUUAGGCGUAGAAGCACCUGAAGAAAAGACCAGAUUGAACACCAUGGAAACAGUGUAAUUCCACUACACAUUGUGGAAUUCGGGUGAUUCUACUGAAGAUCCUCUUAAAACUCAACAACAACAUAGAAUACUUCCUGCUAUUCUCUGAAGUGAAGGACUUGUUUUGGCCUCUCAUCAUAACUAACCCUCCAACUCAGACCUGGACCCCAGCUGAAUGCCGUCUCCUGUGAACCCAAGAGAUUAUUCAGUACAAGACAUCAAUGUUGUCAGAGCAGAAAAGUUUCCAGCACUGCCAAGAGUGGCGUGGAUCUUCCUUUCAGCAUUGGCAAGAGACAGAUGCCUGAUAGAUCCAACAAGGAUUCAGUUUCCUAAAACUUUUCCUGCUAGGAGACGGGACAGUUUUUCACCCAGUGCGGUGACUGCUUCCAGGCUUUUGAGCAAACAGUGCAAACAAUACAGAAUGCUAUCAAAAUUCAUUGCUUUCUUGCAGUUCAGAAGAUACGCUGACAGACCUGGAGGAACUGUUUGUCAAUUUUAGCAACCUUUGAAAGCUGCCAAGCUGCAAAUCUGUGACCCAAUGUUUUUUGCACGUGAGGAUUUUUAUGUGGUGAAGGGUCUCAUGGCUUUGAGAAAACUAUAAAAACAGAAUGGACAAAGAAGAGACACUAUCGACAGCUUUUUUAAAUAAGAAAUAUAUUUGUUAAUGACUACCUCCAGUGCCCCUUGUCUUUGUCCAAAUUUCUAACCAUAUAAAAAAUAAUCACUUGUGUUUCCUUGAUCUUCAUUUUCCUUGGACCAUCUCAAUCUAUGAAUGUUGGAAAUAGUCGCUGAGACAAAUACUCCUAAAGCUGUGUACACUGAUAUAUGGACAAUAUAUGGGGUUGGAACAUUCCACUUUGAUUUUUUUUUUUGGCCUUUCGUUAUAUCAUCAGUGUGAAUUAUUUAUUGAGUUGUAACAGUACUAUUCUCUGUAGGCUGGGGGGCUCUCAGAACUGUGACAAGAAUGGGACAAUAUGCGCUGCUUUCCAUCUUAAAACAGAUUUUAUUCCUACAUAGUUCUUCAUAAUCGUAACCUGUUUUUGGUGCACAUCAAUUACAUAAAUGAGGCUUUCUGAUACUGGCUUUCAAAAUUAUGUAAAAAUGCAUAAAUCACUUUACAAUUAUGGUCAUUAUUGGGGACAUUUCUCUGCACCAUGCAAGGAUUUAUCAAAAUAUUAAUUAAGUACAUAUGUCAUUAAUGCAAAUUAAAGUUGUAGCCUUUACAUCGACCUUUAGCACCGAACAUAUAAAAUUAUUAUCAUUUUCAGAGAAGAUUGUAGUUGAAAACAAGUAUAGUUUAUCAUGCUUUUUACAGAAACAAUAUCAUGGCAAUAUUGCAGGCACAGUUUUAACUGUGUAGUCACAACUGAUAUGUGUAAAAGCAAAGUGAUCAUUUUACCAGAAAACAUCCAGAUGCACCUAAUUUCUGGUCCUCUGACUUAAAAAUCUGCAAAUAUCACCAUAACAGACGAUGGUAUCAGCACUGGACUUGCAGGACAUAACACAGCAUGUAAAGUCUUUCAUUCUCAAAAAGUAUGUCUCAUCAAAUAAAUGCCCUUAAUAUAUAUUAAA